CUAAAACGGACUAGAACGCUUAGCUACUUCUUUCGCCACCCAACGCUUCACCCUUCCUACAGUCCCCAACCAGCCGAACUUGGAAAAGCAACAAUCACGUAUUGUCUCUCUUACAAUCAUCCCCUUCGGGUGCUGUUACUGGCUAGCCUUGCGCCUCGCGUAACGUGUUGCCGUCAACCCGGGUCGCGCUUUCGUCGUUCUGUCACGGCACCGACUAGACCACCCCGUUGGCUGUGUUUUAUCAAUUCUACGAAGGCUCUGCGCACUUAGUCGGAGCUGAGUAGCUCAUGAAUGGCAUCGCCGCUUACCGUCCGGAAUCUGACCCCAGCUCCGAUUGUAUUGAAACGGGUCGAACGGUUUGAAGACCCCAAUACACGACAGUCGAAAGCUUCAGCAUUUCCUUUUACCUCAAAUGAUACCAAGUCUCUAGCGCCGUCGGCGCCUAGGCUAAGCAAACAUGCGCAGACGUUUAAGCAUCAAGAUCUAGAGAUCACCUUAUCGCCGUUCGAAUCAUAUACGCUGCAAAGUAAUAACGAAGAGCAUGUCGGAACGGGUGUAUCAACGCUCUCAACUACUGCGCUGCGCAUUACCGUCGAGAGCUCCGGAGGCGAGCGUUAUCGUAUUGAGGCGAAUCCGGCAUACACCCAGAAAGCCUCCCAGGCGUUUAUGGCUUUGACGCCUAACCCGUCUACCGGCUACACCGCUCUUUUCCAUCCAGCGAAGCCAGGCGGACACAUGACUAUUUAUGCAAAUCAUUUACAUGAAUUCUCGAAGUGGAUGGCUGCAUUGCCGCCCACACUCCCCUUGUCGGGGCUCAGCAUACCGGGAACGCACAACUCGCAUGCGUACUAUCGCGCAUUACCUUCAGUCCGAUGCCAGGUUGUCUCAGUGAAAUCGCAGUUGGAGAAUGGAAUACGGUUCCUCGAUAUUAGGGUCCAGCCCGCUCACGCCACAGAUACCACCAAGAAAGACCUAUAUCUUGUGCAUGGAGCGUUUCCAAUUAGUCUCACCGGGACGAAGUACCUCGAGCCGGUUCUGAGAAGCUGCUACGAGUUUUUGGAGGAGAAUCCGAGCGAGGCUGUCCUGAUAUCGCUCAAGCGGGAAGGUGUCGGCAGUUCGUCGGACGAGCACCUCGCUGAGAUUCUGGAAAAACAUUACAUCUCUCCGAACAAGGACAAAUGGCACAUCGGCACCAGAGUCCCGUACCUUGGGGAGGUCCGUGGCAAGCUCGUUCUAGUUCGUCGAUAUGAAAUCCGGGAACCAUCCUCACAGAGCAAGGGCUGCGGUCUCGACGCGACGGAUUGGCCGCAUAAUAGCACGCACGCCAUCCACGGCCCGUUCUACGUCCAAGAUUGGUGCGAGGUCAUGCAUCCUUCAGACAUCUCAAACAAACUACAAUACAGCAACGAACAUCUCGUCCGAUCAGCAGAAUGUACGGCCUUCAUCCCUGGCGUCAAUACGGACGAAACGAAUCCUAUUCCUCCGGGACCGCUGUACCUCAACUUCUUAUCUGGGAGUAACUUCUGGAGGAUGGGCACCUGGCCAGAGAAGAUUGCUAAGAUCGUGAACAGAGGGAUUGAAGAGUGGAUCUGCAUGGGACACCAUCUGGAAGACCCGUUGACGUCGCCGAGAGAACCCGGACGGCCAAGCGUUGAGAGCGCUGAGUCGGAGAGCGGUCAAAGAGGAGGCCUGCUUCGAAGAUCCAAGGAGGGCGAUGGCGGUACUGGAGUCGUCAUUAUGGAUAUGGUUGGUGAUGGUAGAGAUUGGGAUCUGGUCAAGUUGAUUGUGGGGAUGAACAUGGGUGUGCAGCUAAAGAUGCGAGAGCCUGGCAACACGGCUGCUGAAAGAUGAGCGUGUAUGGAGGAUGUCAUCGAUUCGGGCCGUGCGCAUGGCGACAUGCGGGCCUCCUGGGCAAACAACCGUACUUUUUCUCAAAACCUCAUAUAUAUUUCUUCCUGCUUCGACACUACAACUACUCGUCAAGAAAAGAAACAAAGCGAUUUUACCCGACCCACCUUGCAUUGAUAGCCACCUGCCUUGACCUACGCACGCUCAAAUGGACGAUAGGAAACGUUUCUUAAUGCUGAUACGAAAGGCUACUGCUGGAAGAGCUGCGGGGACAACGGGGAGUGGAGUAGUGCUAGACGGCGAAGAAGCAGAGGUCG
Trematosphaeria pertusa is the source of this 2165-nucleotide messenger RNA. Its product is annotated as 1-phosphatidylinositol phosphodiesterase precursor. The record is from RefSeq and is a predicted model, not a curated record. Gene Ontology annotation, biological process: lipid metabolic process. NCBI's taxonomy places the organism in Eukaryota, Fungi, Ascomycota, Dothideomycetes, Pleosporales, Trematosphaeriaceae. Bases 292 to 1851 code for a protein of 519 amino acids. The transcript has a single exon. Gene Ontology annotation, molecular function: phosphoric diester hydrolase activity.